AUGGAUCGUGGGUCACACCUGCCUUGUUCUGGGACAAACCUCCCCCUCCCCCUUGUCUCUGCAGCUGGUGGGAAUCCGGAGCCACUCCAGAACCCCUGUCAGGCCGCCCUGCAGAGGGAGCCCUGCUACGCCAACCUGGAGCUGCAGACGCUCCUUCAGGGAGAGCCUGUGCACCCGAAGCAGGAGGAGGUGGAGUACAGCACGGUGCAGGCCCCCAGGGAAGACCUGCACUACUCCAUGGUGGUAUUCACCGCCCAGCAUCAGGAGCCUGAGGACCAGAGUCCCUCCCAGAGGCCCCGGCGGCAGGAGCCAGAGUACAGCGCGAUCAGGAAGACACGGCCGGAGCCAGAGUACAGCGCGAUCAGGGAGACAUGGCAGGAGCCAGAAUACAGCGCCAUCAGGGAGACGUAGCUGGCCUCCCGCCUCCCCGCCUGGAGGUCUCUGUGGGGAGCCCGGGGACCCCCCUCCCCCACGUGCCCUUCAGCCUGCUCCCCUCCAACAAGGGGCUGGGCUCCCAUCGGCUGUCCCUCUGGCGCUGGGACCUGCGGGGACCCUCCCAUGGGCCGGCUCUGUCACAUCUUCCCUCUAUUCUCUGCCUCACUCCAGCUGUGCGAUGGCGCUCAGCCCCGCGGGAUCCAGGCCAGGGAGGCGCACACAGACUGUCCCUCCCAGUAGCUUCCUAAGGCCCUGCCAGUGGCCGGAGGGAGAACCGGCAGAGAGCGGGGAGGCCCUUGGCCCUGAGAGCAGACCCCUCUUCUCCAGGCAAGGAGGCUGCCCUGGCCCAGACCCAGCAGCGGGCAUGUCCUCGGCUCCCCUGGACCCUGAGAGGUUGAGUUUAAUACAAGAGACAGCAAUAAAGGUGACAACAUCUUGGGAGAGAAGAGGCGUUAUUGGAACGAUGCCUGCUGGUGUCGGCUCCCCAUUGAAGAAAGCCCCUGCCCUUGAUCCCAGAGGAGCAGAGCGGCUGGAGGGGGCCCAGGGGUGGGGACAUCCCAGAGGUCAGCACUGGGCGGGACAGGGGCAGCCACCCCUCGUUCGCUCCACGUCAGGGGGUUCGGACCUCAGAGCUUGUCUGCGCCCUCUCCCCUGUGCAGUCUCAGGGCUUUUGUUUCGACUCUUCACAAUGUUGCGACCCAUGUUAAGUGAGAGUUAAAAGCAGGGAGUGUAUGUCAGUAUGUCCCGUAAGUCAAAGGGAGGCCCGACCCUGACCCCUGGGGGUACCGGCCGUGGUGAUGCUGCCAUCCCAAUCAACUUGAGCCUUUGAGCACUUUUCUCUGGGCGGUGGGCCCAUAGCUUCGGAAGGUUUUUCCCGAGGGCGGACGGACUCAUCUGCUGGUGUCAUCUUCAGGUUUUCGUGAUCU
Myotis davidii is the source of this 1361-nucleotide messenger RNA. RefSeq names its product CMRF35-like molecule 8. The record is from RefSeq and is a predicted model, not a curated record. Bases 1 to 411 code for a protein of 136 amino acids. The transcript has 3 exons. Lineage: Eukaryota; Metazoa; Chordata; Mammalia; Chiroptera; Vespertilionidae.